AUGGUGACAAGAAGGAUUCAAGAGAACAGGAGCAAUAGUGAUAGAUGGGCAAUUACAAUAUGCCCCAACAUUCUCAGGAAGCAGCAGGACUCGACAUCGCAUAAUCCUUCUCACAAUAGUAGUGCACCAUUGGCCAUUGAAACAGCACCAUCUAAAGGAAAAGGUCAAGCUGCAUCUCUGAGCACAAAGUCAACUAAAAGAAAGGCAAUUGAGGGCUACGGAUUGUAUUAUAGUGAAAGAACUGGUUCAUCAUUUAUUCAGACCGAUCAAAAGAGAAGAGUAGUGCCCUUUGGGAAGUCGAAGUCUGAAGCUAAAGCCACUGCUGAUGGGAAUGCCUUUGUUGUCAGAGACAAGUGCAGGUGGUGCCACCUCGUCUGCAAGAGCAACCAUCAAUGUUACAAGCGGGCGUGCAACUGCAAAGAUUAA
Messenger RNA from Miscanthus lutarioriparius, 426 nucleotides. The record is from the annotation of a GenBank genome assembly. Lineage: Eukaryota; Viridiplantae; Streptophyta; Magnoliopsida; Poales; Poaceae.